Messenger RNA from Homalodisca vitripennis (glassy-winged sharpshooter), 877 nucleotides. Its product is annotated as haloacid dehalogenase-like hydrolase domain-containing protein 2. The record is from RefSeq and is a predicted model, not a curated record. Gene Ontology annotation, biological process: dephosphorylation. Gene Ontology annotation, molecular function: phosphatase activity. NCBI's taxonomy places the organism in Eukaryota, Metazoa, Arthropoda, Insecta, Hemiptera, Cicadellidae. The transcript has 5 exons. The coding region runs from base 28 to 831 and encodes 267 amino acids.
UGCUAUCAAGAAGGCAGACGGUGUAUUAUGGCUAACAGGAGUAGGAUCUUGAAGACUGUGUUGAUAGAUUUAAGUGGAACAUUACACAUUGGAAAUGAAAUUACACCUUCAGCAGUUGAAGCACUUGAGAAGUUACGACAGAAGAACUUGAAAAUCAAAUUUGUCACCAACACAACAAAAGAAUCUCGUAGAAUAUUAUUUGAAAGGUUAUGCAAACUUGGCUUCAAAAUAAGAGAUGACGAAAUAUGGAGUUCACUCUGGGCAGCAAGAGAUACUGUUGCUUGUCGCUCCUUGAAACCUUUUCUUCUCGUCAGUUCAGAGGCCCUUGAAGAUUUCAAAGGAUUGACAGAGUUUGAAGGGGAACCCAAUGCAGUUGUUGUUGGUCUAGCUCCUGAGCACUUUCAUUAUGAAAGUCUUAAUAAAGCGUUCAGAUUAUUAUUGGAUGGAGCCAGCCUCAUAGCAAUCCAUGAAGCAAGGUACUACAAGAGUGAUAAUAAUCAACUUGCUCUUGGUCCAGGGCCAUUUGUCAAAGCUCUUGAGUACGCUGCAAGCUGCAAGGCUGAAGUCUUAGGAAAGCCAUGUCCGGCUUUCUUCCGUACAGGGCUAGAGGGUGUAGAUGCUGAAGAAGCUAUCAUGAUUGGUGAUGAUGCUAGAGAUGACAUACAAGGAGCUCAAGCUUUAGGAAUGAGAGGAUAUCUGGUUAAAACUGGAAAAUAUAGAGAAGGUGAUGAGAACAAGAUUAAUCCCCCUCCAUAUCGUAUAGUUGACAACUUUGCAGCAGCAGUUGAGGACAUUUUGAAAGAACUAACAAAUCAAGAAGUGUCUGCUUAGUGUAAACAUGUUAUAAGGAUUUAAUUAUUAAAUUGAUAUUUGUUGA